UAACUGAACUGACUCAACAUGUUGAUUUGUCGGAGCAUCCUGGCAGUCCGUCCAAUAUAUAUCUCCACACUCUCUCCCUCACUGACACGAUAGAUACAUUCCCAUCUCUCUCUCUCUCUACUGUAGAAUGUUAGUGGUCCCAUACUUCUACUCCUCUGUGUACCUUCCUUCUCCACGGUUCCAAAUAGAAACUCGUAUUGCAUUUCUUUGUCUUUCGUUCCUUUUUCCCAAAUUCUCUUUUUCUUUUUCUUUUUUCUUUUUUUUUUUUGUAAAGAAAAUCAUAAAGUUUCUUUUUUGUUUCUUGCUUAUACCAAAAGUUUGAGCAUUCCAACAUUGAAAUCAAGGAUCUUAAAGUGUAAGCCAUUAGACCCACAUGCAGAUUCUGAGACAUUUUUGUUUAUUGGUUGUCAUUUGCACUGUUUUUAAUUUGCAUAAGAGGUUUUUGCAAAGCUUUUUGGGGUUUCUGGUUAUGGACUGCGCUUCAUGUUUGACGUUUCUGAAUCAGGGAAAUGGGUUUGGUUGUGGGUUUUUCGUGUUUGGGUAUUUCUCACAUGUUUUCAAUUUUUUGGGGUUGUUUUAUAUAAUUGGUUUGUGUUUGAAGUUUUUGCAAUUUGGUUGGCACGGUAAGGAUUUGAUGCAAUUUUUGUGUGAAUUCAGAGGGAAAUCAAGUGGUUUUAGAAAUGGGGUUCCUCUAAAAAGUGGUGCGGGUGAAGUAUCUGAUUCAAAGAUUAUGCCUUGUGAGCGUGAAUCGUUGAAAUUGUUGGAGAAUUCAAAGUCACAGAAACAGGCUGUGAAUUCAAAUGGUGAUGCUUUGGAAGAGAAUGAUGAUGACAAAAAAGAAUGCCAUGGUGAAGAUGAAGAAUUUGAUGUAAUGGCGUUGAGAAAAUUGUUGAAGAUAGAGAGGCAGCGAGCAAAUGGCUCUUAUGCAGAGCUUGAGAAGGAAAGAAUGGCGGCUGCAUCAGCAGCAGAGGAGGCAAUGGCCAUGAUUUUGCGGCUUCAAAGAGAGAAAAGCUCAAUAGAAAUUCAAGCCAAUCAAUACCGCAGAUUGGCUGAGCAGAAGCAGCAAUAUGACCAAGAAGUGAUACAAUCUUUGCGAUGGAUUGUGAUGAAACACGAGUCUAAUAGGAGUUUGUUGGAAGAUCAAUUGAGGUUUUGUAGGCAAAAGUUGAAGCUUUGUACUAUGAAGGGAAAUGAAGUGGAUCAUGGACCUGAAGGAGUUGAUGCAAGUAUGAGAUUUUUGAAUUCCAGUACAGAACAUGGUUUUGAUGAUAUGCUAAUUAGUUCUCUUGACAUGGAUUCCUCAAUGUUGUAAGUUAUUGUGCAUAUCUUGAAUAAUAAUACAUUGAUGUAUCCUUUCUUCCAAUAUAAAUUUUAGUUUAUAAAUGUAA
This is a messenger RNA of Quercus lobata, 1388 nucleotides long. RefSeq names its product protein FLOURY 1-like. The transcript has a single exon. The record is from RefSeq and is a predicted model, not a curated record. Lineage: Eukaryota; Viridiplantae; Streptophyta; Magnoliopsida; Fagales; Fagaceae. Bases 374 to 1312 code for a protein of 312 amino acids.